AUGCUAAGAAGGUCAAUAAAAAGAUUAUUUUCAACAGAGGUGCACUGUGCUUUAGAAAGCCUUUCUAAUGGUGUCAAAGUUAUUUCUCUUCAAAACCCUGCAAGAAAAAAUGCAUUAGGCACUUUAUUGAUAGACCAGUUCAUAUCUCAUCUGCAAUGUCUCAAAUUUGACAAUGAAGCUAGAGUUGUUAUACUAAAAAGUGGAGUUUCUGGGACUUUUUGUGCCGGAGCUGACCUUAAAGAAAGGCUUCAAAUGACUCCCGACCAGGUCGCUGUUUUUGUGGAUAAACUGAGAAGUUCAUUUACAAUGCUAGAGGACCUUCCUAUCCCUUCUAUUGCUUGCAUUGAUGGUUAUGCGCUUGGAGGCGGCUUAGAGCUUGCUUUAUCUUGUGACUUGCGAGUUUCAGGCCCGAAUUCUAAGGUUGGUCUCCCUGAAACUGCACUAGCAAUCAUCCCAGGCGCAGGAGGAACUCAAAGGUUGGCGAAACUAAUCGGAAUUGUCAGGGCAAAAGAAAUGAUAUAUACAGCUCAGCAGUAUAAUGCAAACACUGCCCAUUCAUAUGGGAUCUUUAAUAGUGUCCAUGAGAACCCAUAUGAAAAAGCGCUCGAAAUUGCGAACACAAUAGCAAAUAAUGGACCAGUGGCUAUAAGAAUGGCGAAAAAAGCUAUAGAUUUAGGAUAUGGAAAAGACAAAGCAACUGGGAUGUCAAUUGAGCAGCUUUGCUAUGCGCAGGUGAUUCCAACUGAAGACAGAGUAGAAGCACUUAAAGCUUUCAAUGAAAAGCGAAAGCCAAUCUUUAAAGGUAAAUAA
This is a messenger RNA of Blepharisma stoltei, 810 nucleotides long. The record is from the annotation of a GenBank genome assembly. Lineage: Eukaryota; Ciliophora; Heterotrichea; Heterotrichida; Blepharismidae.